Cryptosporidium muris RN66 is the source of this 621-nucleotide messenger RNA. RefSeq lists its product as uncharacterized. Lineage: Eukaryota; Apicomplexa; Conoidasida; Eucoccidiorida; Cryptosporidiidae. The coding region runs from base 1 to 621 and encodes 206 amino acids. The transcript has a single exon. The record is from RefSeq and is a predicted model, not a curated record.
AUGGUAUCUGACCAUUCUUCAUUUUAUUCUGAUAGUUCGUUAGAUAAUAAUAAUAGUGAAGAAGAUUGGAUAGAUGAUGACUCCCAAAUUGAAUUUGAUAUCGAUACAAAACGAGAUGUAUGUGGUUUGACUGUAGAUGUAGACGAAGAAAUAUCAUAUCUAACAGAAUUGAGAUCAAAAUGUGGCCUUAAUAAUAAUGAUAAUCCAAAUUCAAAUUGGUUAAGAUUAAUUGUAGAUAGGAAUAUUGGGAUUGAAAUUAGUCAAAUCGCUAAGGAAUUAUUAAGUAAUAUUUUAUGUAAUGAAGAUGUAACAUUUGAGAAUUUGAUUCUACCAAAAAAUCUUAAGAUUAACGAUCCAUUAACCAAAAAAAAUAUUACUCUACUUAUAGAGGCAGAUUUUACUAGAGGUGAUGAAAUAGUUUUGGGUAAUAGUCUGUCAGAAAGUAAAUUUGUAGCAAAUACAUGUAUUGGUCAUAUCUAUAUAUAUAAAGAAAAUAAUGAUCAAGAAGGAUUUUUAAAUCACUAUGCAAAUAAAGAAGUAGAUCAAAUAUUUGGAUUUAAAACUUGGCAUAAACAAUUUCCUUUGGGAUUAAAGAAAUCUAUGGAAUCUAAAUAUAGUUAA